AAACUGGUAUUUCUUAUUUAGGUGCUGGUGAAGCUAAUUUUGAUGCUUUUGAAAGUAAUCCUUUUAUGACUAAAUCUCAACGAAGAGAAAUGGAAGUGAAAGCAUUGCUUGAAAAGAUUCAACCUGAGUUAAUUACUCUGGACCCUGGUCACUUAGGAUCUAUAAAUGUGCCUAGCUUAAAAGAAAAAAUGGAAAAAAUGAAAUCAAUUGCUUAUGUGAAACCUCCAAAAAUUGAAUUUGAUGUCCGUCCGAAAACUAAAGGAAGAAAUAAAAGUGCUAAGGUGUUUAAAAAAAAAACAAUGGUGAAAGAAAGUGCUAAAAGAGAAUUUGUUAAAUCUGUAAUGAAAGAAAAAUCUCAAACAAAGAAAAAAGAAUCUAAAGGAAGUGGUGUACUUGAUCGAUUUAAAGCUAAAAAUAAAUAAUGUAUUAAUAUUAUUAUUUUGUAAAUAAAGUUUCUUUUUAUACUCAAA
Molecule: messenger RNA, 470 nt
Organism: Parasteatoda tepidariorum (common house spider)
Lineage: Eukaryota; Metazoa; Arthropoda; Arachnida; Araneae; Theridiidae
Source: RefSeq, a predicted model, not a curated record